UAUCUAUCUAUCUAUCGCAGUGGCAGCGCUCACACUGUUCUUGGCAUACGGGGUGGCCGCAAUUCCUGCCGCACAUCUAAUCAGCAAGGUGUUCCCGAGUGGCUGCCAAGUCACCAUCAUUUUCAUCAGCCUCACAUUCGGCGUGGUGCCGACGCUGCUCGAGAUCGUGUGGGACGCCGAGGGUCCGGACGCGGCGCCCGUGGGCCGAGUGCUAACAUCGGCGUCCCGCGCCGUGCCUUCGGCUGCGCUCAGCGCUGGGCUCACCAGGUUGCUGCGACUGCACGCUGUGAGCCAGCUGUGCGAACUGCCCGACCGGCAGAGGGUCGCCCUGUGCAGAGAGCUGAAGCCGCGGGUGAUGGCGCCGCCCGCCGCCGAGGCGCUCGCCCUAUGCUGUCCUGAAGCCCAUGAGCUUGAGAUGAAGGAGGUGCCCAGCUGGCCGGAUCUAAUCGCGAGAGAGGCGAUCCUGACAUACGACAUGGCCGCGCUGCUGGGAUGCGGCUUCGUCGCCCUGUUGCUGUUGUCGCUGGGCGACGCCGUGCUGGUGCCGCUGCUGCACCGGCUCAGAUACAUGGGCUGGCGGAGGGCAGGCACGUCCACCAGUCGCAAGUUGGCCGCCAUCGAGGCGAGUGGGCUCAUGCAGCCGGUCGCCGCCUCCGUCAGGCUGCCGCAGUCGUCGGUGCCUGGUACUGGCACUGGCGGCAUUCGCUCCAGCCCCACCAUCAUGGACCCUACGUCGCUGGUCUCUUCGUACAAGGAGAAGGGAGACAUGGUGCUGGAGGCGGCAAGUUUGGAGCGCCGGUUCGGUAGCCAGUACGCGGUCUGCGCCGUAUCGUUGAGUGUACGGGAGGGUGAGUGCGUCGGCCUUCUGGGCCAAAGUGGAGCUGGAAAGUCCACCAUGCUGCGAAUGCUCUCCGGAGAGCUGCUACCCACGGCCGGCGCAUGCGUCGUCUACGGAAACGACCUGCGCUCCCAGAGGGCCGGCUACGUUACGCGCGUCGGGUACCAGCCUAGCACCGGCGGCUAUGUGCCCGAGCUGACGGCCCGGCAGCACCUGGAGCUCCUGGCCGUUCUCAGGCUGCUGCCUAAGCGCAACGUGCGUCCACUGGUGAACCACGUGCUCCGACUCGUUGACCUUGACAGGGAAGCCGACAAGCAGGCUGAGCACUACUGCCGCUCGUCCCUGCGAAAACUCGGCCUCGCUAUGGCGUUGCUGGGGGCCCCGCGCCUGGUGUUGCUGGACGCUCCAACGAGUGGAAUCGAUCCCAUCUCGGCGCGCAAGAUGUGGCAGGCCGUGGACGCCUUCAUCACGGCCAACGACCAGGCGGUCGUGCUCGCCACCACGCUGUGAGAACCGCUGUGCAGGUCGCGGCGACUGUGUAGGAAACAUCCCGUCUCCUACACACCACUGAAAAAUGGAAGGGCACUGUAAGCGAGAACGACCAAGCGCAUUGCGCUCUGCCGUUCCUAUCACCCUUCAUUUUUUCAGUGGUUCGUCGGUAUAUAACACAGCGCAUUGCAAGAUGAAGACACACCAACUAGCCCAAUUACUCGCUUCACUGACGGGAAUAUUUUAAAGGCUAUUAUUAUAGUCGUAGGUAUACGAAUCCAGAAGACAGAAGGGUAGGAGGGAAGGGGAGGGGCGGUCGUUGAUGCUAUAGGUGGCAAUGGCUCCCCUUGAAGCUCUGGGUGCGUCCGUGCGCACACGAUAACCUCAUAACGUGUUUGGUAUUUCAUAGAGCACACAUGACUGUUAUAGACUAUUUGAAACAGUGUUAUACGCAUUGGCACUUGAUUUCGUACGCAUCUGACAAAGCAAUCCAGAGAGGCUGAAGUUUGGGAGGCUUUGUAGCGAACGUACACUAGACCACCGAGCAGGUUCCCAUAGGAAAGGGGACGCUGCGGGACCUGUGUUCCCGGUGGUGCAGGAUUCCCGAGUGCCUGUCGCUGUGCUCGCGCGUGCUGGUUCUGAGCGGCGGCGAGCGCACGUGGGCGGGCUCGGUGGCCGACCUGCGCAACACCUUCUUCAUGGGCAUGGUGGUCACCGUGACGCUGUCGGCCGAGCAGAAGCAGGACGGCAUGGUCGCCUUCCUGCGGCGAGUGUACGACAUCUUCGGGGGCGAGGCGCAGAUGGUCAGCAAGCACAAGGUGCUGGCGCCGUCCUCCGGCUACCCAUCUGUCGGGCUUAGAGCCACGUGUAUAAUUUCCUUAACAACACCCGCGCCACCCAAAGCGCGGCGACAGCCCCGCACUUCGGUUAUAAUCAUCCAAUUCAACUUGUAUCACCACCCGUGCUCUUCGACGCAGCUCAUUGCUCUUCCUGAUUGUGCUAUACGAGCCUCGCGUAUAUAUACA
Dermacentor andersoni is the source of this 2352-nucleotide messenger RNA. Its product is annotated as bacitracin transport ATP-binding protein BcrA-like. NCBI's taxonomy places the organism in Eukaryota, Metazoa, Arthropoda, Arachnida, Ixodida, Ixodidae. The record is from RefSeq and is a predicted model, not a curated record. Gene Ontology annotation, biological process: lipid transport; transmembrane transport. Gene Ontology annotation, molecular function: ABC-type transporter activity; lipid carrier activity; ATP binding. Gene Ontology annotation, cellular component: intracellular membrane-bounded organelle; membrane.